UGACCAGCCACUCAUUUCUAAUGCUAUCUUCCUCUUAAUUACUACUUGGCAUUCCACGUUCAAAAUAUUAAAUUGUUUAUGAUGCCUAUACAUAAAAGAUGGAGCUCCUUUUUUCUUCUUAUGCUUCUACAUUUGUUUGUGAUAGUCCUUGGAAUUAAACAUUAUAACUAUACAAGACAUGAUUUCCCACAUAGCUUUGUUUCUGGUUCUGGAAGUGCUGCUUAUCAAGUUGAAGGGGAUGGAAAGACACCUCGCAUUUGGGACACUUCUGCUCAUGCUGGUUUUUAUGAUGGAGCCACCGGAGACAUUGCUUGUGAUACAUGCCACAAAUACAAGGAAGAUGUACAACUCAUGGUGGACAUCGGAUUGGAAGCAUAUAGAUUUUCCGUUUCAUGGUCAAGGCUGAUUCCUAAUGGAAGAGGACCUGUCAACCCGAAGGGCUUACAAUAUUACAACAAUCUAAUUGAUGAACUUAUCAGCCGACAGCCAUGGAAGGACUUCACAGCAUUUGCUGAUGUGUGGUUUAAGGAAUUUGGGGACAGAGUUUUGCAUUGGACCACCAUGAACGAAGCGAACACACUUGCCUUGGGCGGUUAUGAUAAUGGACUGAUACCCCCAAACCGCUGUUCUGCACCAUUUAGAUCCAAUUGUACUGGUGGUAAUUCGCCAACUGAGGUUUACAUUGUAGGUCAUAAUAUGCUGCUUGCACAUUCUUCUGCAGUUAGACUAUACAAGAGGAAAUACAAGUCCGUUCAGCAGGGUUCCGUGGGAAUUAGUGUCUAUGGUUCUGGGUAUCUUCCUUACACAAACUCAGAGGCUGAUGUAAUAGCAGUCCAACGAAUCUUCGAUUUUUAUAUUGGUUGGUUUAUUGAACCCCUGAUAUUUGGAGACUAUCCUCAAAUAAUGAAGAAAAAUGUCGGGUCAAGACUUCCCAGGUUCUCCAAAAGUGAGUCAGAGCUAGUUAAGGGUUCACUAGACUUCAUACGUCUGAACCAUUAUAGUCAAGUAUAUGCCAAGGACAAUCCUACCUCACUCGAAGAAGAUCUCAGGGACUUUACUAUGGACACAGGAGUAGAGAUUUUACCCGAAGGAUAUCAGCUAAACGAGCCACCCCCAGGAGAGGUAAGCAGACACCGCGCAAUGGGACAUUGAUUGACACAGAACGUGUAGAAUAUUUGCAUGCUUACAUUGGAGGCGUGCUUGAUGCUCUGAGGAAUGGAUCAAACACGAGGAUACUUCCAAUGGUCUUUCUUAGAUUGUUUCGAGAUAGUGGCUAUAAGACAUCCUUUGGACUCUUUUAGAUUUGGAUGACAAAGAACUAACAAGAUACCCAAAGCUUUCUGCAUUCUGGUACUCCAAUUUCUUAAAGAGAAGAAGCUCAGUUCUUGAAGUUGGGAACGAAGUAUUUGCUUCCGCCGAAUCUAAUUAGUUUGUGUUAAGAAGCCAAACCAUUGAUGAAGAAGCCAUACUACUAAAUUCAGCCUUUGCAGAACUCCUAUAAAUUAUUUCUUGUUUCUUGAAUCUCUAGGAUAUCAGAUCAGUUACAAAUUUUACUUUGACCCUUUCUUGGUUUGAUAAAAUGGAUGAUUAAAUUAAAAUAUCUAUUUUUGGUAUAAGAUCAAAUGAUCUUCGUGGGAGGUGACAGUAUAUGUGAAAUUAGUUGAGGUAGUAUAUUUUUUUUUUUAUCUUUACAAAAUGCAUUUAAUGCAGAAACCACGAUUAUGAGGAAAAA
Molecule: messenger RNA, 1732 nt
Organism: Capsicum annuum
Lineage: Eukaryota; Viridiplantae; Streptophyta; Magnoliopsida; Solanales; Solanaceae
Product: beta-glucosidase 11
Exons: 11
Coding region: 79-1152 (357 amino acids)
Biological process (GO): carbohydrate metabolic process
Molecular function (GO): beta-glucosidase activity
Source: RefSeq, a predicted model, not a curated record